GCAUUAUUAAUUAAUAAAUAAUAAUUAUUCUACCUUAUUCUACCCAUUCAUUUCAUUACAAACCAAUUCUUUAAUAUUUUGUUUUGUGAUUAUUGAAACAUUUGAAACGUGUCUGUUUUGUACACCCUACAGCUCAUAAAAUUAUUUGCGAUGGCUGGAUCUGCUCUAAGACGACUUAUGGCUGAAUAUAAACAGCUGACAUUAAAUCCUCCAGAAGGGAUAAUUGCUGGACCAACCACUGAAGAAAACUAUUUUGAGUGGGAAGCAUUAAUUACAGGGCCAGAAGGUACAUGUUUUGAAGGUGGUGUUUUUCCAGCUAAACUUAUAUUUCCAUCUGACUACCCAUUGAGUCCACCAAAAAUGAGUUUUACUUGUGAUAUGUUUCAUCCAAACAUUUAUUCAGAUGGGCGUGUAUGUAUUUCAAUUCUACAUGCACCUGGGGAUGACCCUAUGGGUUAUGAAUCCAGUAAUGAAAGAUGGAGUCCUGUACAGAGUGUUGAAAAAAUUCUUCUAUCUGUUAUUAGUAUGCUUGCUGAGCCGAAUGAUGAAAGUGGGGCAAAUGUUGAUGCCGCUAAAAUGUGGCGUGAGAAUCGUGAAGAAUUUAACAGAAGAGCUGAAGAGUUGGUUAGGAAAACUUUAGGAAUACCUCCAAGUGAAUGAGGUCAG
Molecule: messenger RNA, 666 nt
Organism: Rhopalosiphum maidis (corn leaf aphid)
Lineage: Eukaryota; Metazoa; Arthropoda; Insecta; Hemiptera; Aphididae
Gene: Ubc7
Product: ubiquitin-conjugating enzyme E2 G2
Exons: 5
Coding region: 151-660 (169 amino acids)
Cellular component (GO): cytosol; endoplasmic reticulum
Source: RefSeq, a predicted model, not a curated record